Messenger RNA from Fusarium redolens, 1083 nucleotides. RefSeq names its product chaperonin 10-like protein. NCBI's taxonomy places the organism in Eukaryota, Fungi, Ascomycota, Sordariomycetes, Hypocreales, Nectriaceae. Gene Ontology annotation, molecular function: zinc ion binding; oxidoreductase activity. The transcript has 4 exons. Bases 1 to 1083 code for a protein of 360 amino acids. The record is from RefSeq and is a predicted model, not a curated record.
AUGACAGACAACGACGCAACUCGCUCGGCUGAUGACUGCUACAAAGGUCGUGCAGCUGUUCUCAAAGGCUCCUAUAGCGAGCCUUAUUUGAUUGAGAGCAGAACCAUUGCGGGGGAUGUAGGCCCCCUCGAUGUGCUGGUUCACAUCUACUACAGCGGAGUCUGUCACGGAGAUCUGCAUUCCCGCGACGGUGGACCCCCUGCGCCUUCACAGCCACUUCGGCCGCUUGUGGGAGGUCAUGAAGGAGUUGGUGUAGUCGUCGAACUAGGCAUUGCAGCAGGAGAAGUUAGCAACAUCAAAGUCGGGGAUGUUGCUGGACUAGGAUGGCGCCAUUCCUCCUGUGGCAAGUGUAGACUCUGUCUUGAGGGUAAUGAGAACUCUUGCGCGGAUCAGGUCGUUAAUGGAUUGCAAACUGAUGGGACAUUCAGAGAAUACCUUGUUGCGCCAGCACAGCACGUCCUUCGCAUUCCUGACGGCCUCGACCCUGCAUCAGCUGCACCCAUACUGUGCGGCGGGGGAGCCACUGUAGCUGCCCUUCGCAGAGGAGAAGUUUCCGUAGGUAAAUGGGCCGCUAUUAGUGGCACCGCUGGUGGCCUAGGUCAUCUCGCCAUUCAGUAUGCAAAAGCCAUGGGUGCUAACGUGGUCACUAUCGACGGCCCUGAGCCUGAGAAAAGGGAGUUCUGUCUCAACCUCAGUGCAGACAGCUACGUCGAUUUCACCAACGGUGAUGUAGCCUUAGAGGUUUUGAAAGUCUCCAGCGGAGGAGUUCACACGACUCACAUCAUGAAUUCUCAUCCCUCAUCAUAUUUCAAUGCAUUUGCGUAUUCCAGGCCUCGUGGCAAUGUCGUCGCGCUUGCACCUGCCAAACUUGAUUUUCACACUGGGUUGCUGUUCAUGCGCGGGAUUUCGCUACAUGCGCAAACCAACGGCCGGAGGAUAGACAUGUUGGACGCUUUAGAGAUCGCUGCGGCAGGCAAAGUCAGGGUUGUUACAGAGGUAUUGAAGUUGGACGAAGUAAACGUCGCUCUGGAUAGAAUCAAGAUGGCACAAGUGAAGGGGAGACUGGUCCUGUCGAUUUCUUAA